GCAUGGGUGAAGUUGUCAUCAAGGACCUCCUGAGCCCCGAGUGUGCACCGACCAUGUUGAGGAAGUGUCCCGAUGGACCUCUCAGUGGGGGAGAGAUAGGGGCAGCCACAGUGGUUUCGCUGGUGACUGCUGUGAUAGGACUCGCGGGAGUAGCACUUGGGAUCAUUUUUAAGAUAAAAUUCAGGAACGCUUAUGUAACCUAAGAAACAAAGGUGAAACAAACGCUGACGAAACCAAGAAGGAUGUUACAAUGAAGAAUAAGUCUUGUGAUUCCAACGGACUUCUCAAAGAGCAUGACACAACAUGACAGUGACCCCUCUCUAAGUUAGAGAUGAUACCAUUUUUACUGUGCAUGCAACUCACCGCUCUUUUCUACAAAGUUGUAUAUAAAACUUUAGUGUUUUAGUUUUUUGUGAACUCUCACCACAAAAUAUUGUUGAUG
Geodia barretti is the source of this 442-nucleotide messenger RNA. NCBI's taxonomy places the organism in Eukaryota, Metazoa, Porifera, Demospongiae, Tetractinellida, Geodiidae. The record is from the annotation of a GenBank genome assembly.